AUGGCCAAAGAAGCUGCUGCGCAAGUCCAACUGGACAAUUUCGGGUCCAUCUUCUCCCUCGAAGGCAAAGUCGCCGUAGUCACUGGCGGCUCGCGUGGUCUUGGUUUGCACGUCGCGAGUGGCUUUCUUCAGGCUGGUUGCUCCAAAGUUUACAUCUCAUCGCGUAAGGCAUCCGCAUGCGACGAAGCCGUGGCCGCUCUCAAUGCUCUUCCCAACAAACGGCCUGGCGCUCAAGCCAUCUCGGUGGCGGCCGAUGGCUCCAAAAUAUCCGAGUUGGAUAGGCUGGUGGCCGAGGUGAAGAAGACGACAGACCACGUGGAUAUUCUGUUUGCUAACGCCGGUGCAACUUGGGGCGCACCGUUUGAUGAGUAUCCGGAACAAUCCUUCAGCAAGGUGAUGGAUCUAAACGCCAAGGGGGUGUUUUACACGGUUCAGAAGUUUACCCCACUCUUAGAAGCAAAGGCCACAGUCGAAGACCCAUCCCGAGUCAUUAUAACUGCAUCUGUGGCUGGAAUCGGCAUUGGGACCACUGGCAAGAAUGGUACCUACGCCUACUCUGCCUCGAAAGCAGCAGCCAUCAGUCUGUCUAAGACUCUUGCCGUUGAGCUCGGCCCCCGCCAUAUUCUCACAAAUGCAGUGGCUCCAGGCUUCUAUCCAUCAAAGAUGGCCAAUGGUCUGAUAGAGAUGCAGGGUGGUGCACAGGCUUUGGCAAACCAGUCUCCCAAUGGACGAGUCGGCCACCCAGAAGAUAUUGCCGGGUUGGUGGUUUUUCUGUCUAGUAGAGCUGCAAUUCAUAUAAACGGAGCUAUCAUUCCAUCGGAUGGAGGAAGACUUCUGGCUGGGGGAAAAUUGUAA
Messenger RNA from Talaromyces proteolyticus, 855 nucleotides. RefSeq names its product oxidoreductase. The record is from RefSeq and is a predicted model, not a curated record. The transcript is spliced from 2 exons. NCBI's taxonomy places the organism in Eukaryota, Fungi, Ascomycota, Eurotiomycetes, Eurotiales, Trichocomaceae. Gene Ontology annotation, molecular function: oxidoreductase activity. The coding region runs from base 1 to 855 and encodes 284 amino acids.